AUGGGUCACACAAUGAAGUGGGGAACACUACCACCCAAACGCCCAUACCUCUGGCUCUCUCAGCUCUUGGUGCUCGCUGGUCUUUUUCACUUCUGUUCAGGCAUCAUCCCAAAGAGUGUGACCAAAAGAGUGAAAGAAGCAGUAGUGCUAUCCUGUGAUUACAACACAUCCACUGAAGAACUGACAAGCCUUCGGAUCUAUUGGCAAAAGGAUAGUGAGAUGGUGCUGGCUGUCCUGCUUGGAAAAGUGCAGGUGUGGCCCAAAUACGAGAACCGUACCAUCACUGACAUCACCAAUAACCCCUGCAUUGUGAUCCUGGCUCUGCGCCUGUCAGACAGUGGCACCUACACCUGUGUUAUUCAGAAGCCUGAGACAGGGACUUAUAAAGUGGAGCACCUGACUAAAGUGAGGUUAAUGAUCAGAGCUGACUUCCCUGUCCCUACUAUAAAUGAUCUUGGAAAUCCAUUUCCUAACAUCAGAAGGGUAAUUUGCUCAACCUCUGGAGGUUUUCCAAAGCCUCACCUCUCCUGGUUGGAAAAUGGAGAAGAAUUAAAUGCUACCAACACAACACUGUCCCAAGAUCCUGAAACCGAGCUCUUCACAAUUAGCAGUGAACUGGAUUUCAACAUGACAAGCAAUCACAGCUUCUUGUGUCUUGUCAAGUAUGGAGACUUAACAGUGUCACAGACCUUCCAAUGGAAAACACCCAAACCAACCCCUUCUGCUAAUCAGCACCUGCCCUGGACCAUUACCAUCACAGUCUCAGCAUGUGGGAUUGCUGUGAUCAUUGCAGUUACAGUAACAUGCCUGACCUGCAGAAAUGCUGCAAGAUGGAGACAGAGAAGGAGGAAUGAGGAGAACAUGGUAAUAGAAAGGUAUUCUCUAUCUACAUAG
Messenger RNA from Rangifer tarandus platyrhynchus (Svalbard reindeer), 894 nucleotides. Lineage: Eukaryota; Metazoa; Chordata; Mammalia; Artiodactyla; Cervidae. The record is from the annotation of a GenBank genome assembly.